CCACAGCUCCUGCAAUGGGAAAUUCCACACGCCAUGAGCUCGAGCUCACGGAGCACAAUCAAAUCCGCAAAUAGAACAGUCCAGAAGUCAUUUACCUGGUUGAGUGGAAGCACCUACUCCACGGCUGUGUUGGUAGCGACCCCAGAGAGGGAGGCGACCAGGUCUAGCACCUUCACCCACAUCGUGCAAUCGUCUCCAACACAGCUACCCCCACAACUUCUUAUUGCGACGCCCCUUUUCUUCUUCUUCAUUUCUCCAUUCGUUCCCCCUCUUCUCCAUCCCCUAUUCUCUUCUUUCCAUGGAGUUCCUAGGGUAGGGGGACUUGUGCCCCCCUGCCCCCACGCUGGAUCCAACCUUGAUUUGGAUGCUAUACGCCGCACCUGAAGAUUAGCCUCUGGGCGUGUAGUUUGGCACCGAACAGGUGGAGUAGCGAGGUUGGCCGGCUGUUCCCCAAGAAUAUGGUCGCAGAUCGCCGGGGCAGAAGCGUUGAUGGCAGCCAGCUUGAUGGUCAGCUCCCACGAUCUCGUUGGCCUCCGCCCUCUCUUGCAGCAUGGUAUCGACCUUCUCGCGCAACGUUGAAACAAGACAAGCAUAAUCUCAAGUCAGCCAAUCACAAAGCAACCGACACUCAAACAAGACUCGCAAGAAAGCCAUGUUGGCGCGCUCAUGCUCGUCAUCAACUGCGAACAGUGGCUUCCCUGGCUCUAUGAGAUGUGGCCAGACAAAGUCAUGAUCUCUCUUGCUGCCACGGGAGAUGCCCACUGGCGAAGUUAGAGUAAAUUAGUAGGAGGUGCAUUUGCCUUGUGGGUGCAUAAGUUUAGGAUGUGAGGGUGCAUAUAUGAUAAAAAAUUGAUCCAUACUGAUUUUGCAUUUUGUUCUGGGUGCAUGGACACCUCCUAUGUGUUUUGCGUUAUAUACCUUGGUAGUUGUUGCCCGACGUGUCAGAGUCAACGAGACCAACCUGCUGGGCUUGGAAGCCCUCAAAGUCAAAGCUCACAGGCUCAGCCGUCGGCCGUGAGCAAGUAAACGAGACCAACUUGCUGGGCUUGGAAGCCCUCAAAGUCAAAGCUCACAGGCGCAUCCGUCGGCCGUGAGCAAGAGGUUCUCGGCCACGACGCUGUGCUGCGGCCAUGAAUUCCGGGGAAGGAACUCCAGCUGACCAGACUUGUCACGCACCUCUACCUCUGGUGGCGUCGGAGCCGCGGCACCGGCUGUGGGCAGACCUGCCGGCGGACAUCCUCGGCAUCGUGGUCGGCCGCCUCGCCCUUGCAAAGCAGGUCUCUGUCUCUCCCAAUCGCCAACGGCUCCGGUGUGACGAUGGAUUACUGCGCGAUCAACCCUGCGCAGCGUGCCAUGUCGUUUGGCACGGUGGCCCUGUCAUCUUCGCCGGAGCCGGGCACCAGUGGCGUUGUGGCUGCCAUCUCCAUGGCCAUGGAUACUACUGAGGCGAGCUUGAGCGCAGACCCUGUCAGAUUCACUGAGAUCAAGAGCUUGGAUGGCGACUGCGUCUUCAUCAGCCCAUGCAGCUGCAAGUCAUUCCGUCCGUGUCAGUAUGAUGGAGUCGGAUCAGGCGAUCUCAUCUAUUUCAUUGAUGGUUACCUCUCCCCGGAUAAGAAUGCCCGGCCUUUCGAUAGAUUUGUGUACAACUUGAAAGAUGGUUCAAUGGCACCGUUUGCUGCAGAGAUACCAGAGGACAAACUUCAGGCGCCAGAUGGCAUGUUGAUGCAUCCAACAUGGUUAUUUCCUCCUGAAUGAACUGCUGCAGGUCAGCUUUAUUUGCUACUCUGAUCUUAAAUUUCCUAGUAACGAGACUUGAUCGGGGCCAGGCACCAUGGUGUUGUAUUUCUGAGAGCUGAAACAAUGGUGAUACUGUUUUAUGUCUGAUUCCAGUGAUUGCUUUUUUGUAGUAAACUUGUGUGUGCUUAAAUUGUUUUCAAUUUCCUAUGAGAAGUCAGACCUUGGUAAUCAACUAGAAAGCACGCGUAUACACACCUGUCAAUUGGUAGAUCUUGGGGAUUGAUAAAGCAAUACUGUACUUCAGGUCAACUGAAUAUGACAUUUUGGGCAGGCUAAUUGGCGUGUUUCCUGACUUGUCUUUGUCCUAAAAGUCAUAUAAUUAUACUUUCAUGUCUGACUUUUGAUUCUCAUCAUAAGCAAAAAGCUCAAAUAAACAACCAAGUCUUGAAACUGCUGGCUUUUGAUAAGCAAAAGUUGUAUUUUAUUAGAAGCCAGAAAUUAGUCUAGAAGAGUCUGUUGUUAACUACAGAAAAGAAUUAUCUAUAUUAUACAUUACGUUAUUUGUAAAGCCAGUUAAGCAUAUAUAUACUUUUCAUUACCUUCUUAAAAAACAUCUUUUGAAAAGCAUAGCUCAAACAAACACGGAGUUAGUAGUUGCAUGAUUGGCGAUUGGUCAGAAGCAUUUUUCUUUAAAGAGAAGAACAUGGUAAGGAUUGAACAAAAAAAAAAAAAUCCCAACAAUCAGAUUUUUGGGGUCAAAACUCAAAACACCCCUCGUCAUCUCUUAAUGUUGCCGAAAUCGGUUCAAAAAAUAAUAAAAUUGCACCAAGACAGCUAUUUGUCUAUUCAGAAUAUAUUGUGGGCAUAUAUUUUGAGAACUCUUGUAGACACAAGAGAUCGAAUUUGAUACGGAAACUACGGGAUUUGGGGAUUGGGCGUGCACAGACCUUCCAUAUAUCUGGCUACGUCAUCCGCUGGUUUUAGGUUGGCCAAAAUAUAGAACAUAUUUUGGGAACUUUUGGUUUUGGAGCGAGUUUUUUUUUUCUCUUCACACUCAAAAUUCAAUUUCAGAGAGGGUAUAUUGGGAAUCGUUGGAGAUGCCCAAAAUGUGCGAACCCACAUCAAAAUGGCAAUGACCAUUUCUCAUAAAGAAAGAUUUGACAAGAUGGGCACUAGUUCAUUCUCUAAAUUGCUACAUCAUGCCCAUGUAUUUUUGGUCUUCUACCUAUACCCGAUUCGAUGAUAAAGCAAAAUGUUUUUUUAGAAAGGAGAUAACUCUGUUUUUCUUGAAAGCAAGAUAAUGUAAGAUGUCAUGGCUGGAGGAGGAAUGAGGAAGAAAGAGAGCCAUUGGAUGACAUGUUAACAAAAUCCCAAUUGUUUGUUUUGUUUGUGAGAGGUGAGGGUUUCUAGAAUGAAACAUUCUCAACAUGUUGAACAAGUCUUGGAAGCCCUCAAUGUCAAGUCAACCUGACCAACCACUGGCUCUUGGAAACCAUCAAAGUCAAUCCUGGCAGGCCCAGCCUGCAUCCAUCCAUACAAGAGACCGAUUAACACGUUGCCAUGGAGCAAGCUAGAGGCACCAGGACCCUGUCCGGCGGCCAUGGAUUGCCGGAGAGCGCCUCUACCUCUGGCGGCGGUGGCGCAGGCAAGGUGCUCGACCAAGUGCGUCCCGGGCCUCCCGGCUUCGGAGACGCCAAGGCUCGACGACGCGUCGGAGCUGGAGGCCCAGCGCCGGCCGUGGGCGGACCUCCCGGCGGACAUCCUCGGCGUCGUGGUCGGCCGCCUCGCCCUCGCGGAGGACCGCGCCAGGCUGCGCUCGGUCUGCCACGCGUGGCGCGCCGCGGCGCGCCACCACCGGCGGGCGCCGCCGCCGCUGCCCCUGCUCGUGCUGUCCGACUUCUCGUUCUCCGGCUUCCGCGCGGAGGGGACCUUGACUGGCGCGCGCCGCCGCGUCCCGCUGCCUCCGCAGACGGAGGCGGCGGAGGCUGGCAGCGACGACGUACGCUGCGUCGGCUCGUUCGACGGAUGGCUCGUGGGCGCGGAGCGCGACACGAGUCGCGGCGUUGGUGACCUCCGGUGCUUCUUGAUGAACGCUUUCUCCCGGGAUGUCGUCGUCCGCCUCCCGCCUCCUCCCGCCGCCGCCGCCCACCCCGACGACGCACGCAGCAGGUCCCUCCCCAUCGCCAACGGCGGCGGCUCCGAUGUGGUGAUGAAUUGCGCGAUCAAUGCUGCAGAGUGUGCGAUGUCGUUUCGCAAGGUGGUCUUGUCGUCUUCACCGCAGCCGGGAAUCAGCGGCUGCGUCGUGGCUGCCAUCUCCAUGAUCGAGGAUGCCACCAAGCUUGCUCUCUGGCGACCUGGGAUGAAGUCAUGGUGCGUGUGCCACGGCAGUUGUGUCCCUAAGUUCACUGAUGUCAUCUUCUGCCAGGGGAAGCUCUACAUGCUCAGUUGCGGCGAGCUCACCACAGACCUCUUUUCACUUGGGCUCUCUGAAGACGACGACGACAGCGGCCUCAUCGUUUCUCGGAUCGACUGCCGUGAGAUCGAAUGGCCUGAGGUCACGGAUGGCUAUCACCAGAAUUGGAGCAUGGUGGAGUGGCGUGGAAAACUCUUGAUAGUUGCGACGUACACGAGCGACGUCGAUGCUGAAAUUUGGCAGGGAAUUGUUGAGGUCAGGGUGUUUGAGGCGAGCUUGAGCACAGACCCUGUCAGAUUCACCGAGAUCAAGAGCUUGGACGGCGACUGCGUCUUCAUCAGCCCAUGCAACAGCAAGGCAUUUCGCUCAUGUCAGUGUGAUGGAGUUGAAGAUGAUCGUAUCUACUUCAUUGAUGGUUACCUCCCCCCGGAUAAAAAUGCACGCCCUUUCGACAAAUUUGUGUACAACAUGAAAGAGGGUACAAUGGCACCGUUUGCUGCAGACAUACCAGAGGACAAACUUCAGGCGCCUGAUGGUAUGCUGAUGCAUCCAACAUGGUUAUUUCCUCCUGAAUGAACUGCUGCAGGUCACCUCUGUCACUCUGAUCCUAAUGAGUCUUAUUGUGUACACUAAUGCUUGAUUGGGGCCAGCCGCCAUGGUGUUGUAUUUUGGAGAGCUGAAAGCCUGAAACAAGUGUGAUACUGUUUUAUGUCUGAUUCCGAUGACUGGUUUUGUAUUUCUGAGAGCUGAAAGCCUGAAACAAAUGCGAUACUGUUUUAUGUUUGAUUGCAA
This is a messenger RNA of Panicum virgatum (switchgrass), 4942 nucleotides long. RefSeq lists its product as uncharacterized. Lineage: Eukaryota; Viridiplantae; Streptophyta; Magnoliopsida; Poales; Poaceae. The transcript has a single exon. Gene Ontology annotation, molecular function: protein binding. The record is from RefSeq and is a predicted model, not a curated record. Bases 3338 to 4726 code for a protein of 462 amino acids.